Molecule: messenger RNA, 834 nt
Organism: Acanthosepion pharaonis
Lineage: Eukaryota; Metazoa; Mollusca; Cephalopoda; Sepiida; Sepiidae
Source: the annotation of a GenBank genome assembly
AUGGUUAGCAGGCUAGUUCCGCCCACCAUUCCUGAUAUAGAUUUCUUCUUUUCCGUCAUCCUUCGUUUUCUUUCUUUCUUUCUUUCUUUCUUUCUUUCUUUCUUUCUUUCUUUUCCUUCAUCCCUCGUUUUCUUUCUUUUUUUCUUUUACUUCAUCCUUCGUUUUCUUUCUUUCUUUCUUUCUUUCUUUUCCUUCAUCCCUCGUUUUCUUUCUUUCUUUGUUUUACUUCAUCCUUCGUUUUCUUUCUUUCUUUCUUUCUUUUCCUUCAUCCUUCGUUUUCUUUCUUUCUUUCUUUUCCUUUAUCCUUCGUUUUCUUUCUUUCUUUCUUUCUUUCUUUCUUUCUUUCUUUCUUUCUUUUCCUUUAUCCUUCGUUUUCUUUCUUUCUUUCUUUCUUUCUUUCUUUCUUUCUUUCUUUCUUUCUUUCUUUCUUUCUUUCUUUUCCUUUAUCCUUCGUUUUCUUCCUUUCCUUCUUUCUUUCUUUUCCUUUAUCCUUCGUUUUCUUUCUUUCUUUCUUUCUUUUCCUUUAUCCUUCGUUUUCUUUCUUUCUUUCUUUCUUUCUUUCUUUCUUUCUUUCUUUUCCUUUAUCCUUCGUUUUCUUUUUCUUUUUUCUUUCUUUCUUUUCCUUUAUCCUUCGUUUUUUUUUCUUUUCUUUCUUUCUUUCUUUUCCUUUAUCCUUCGUUUUCUUUCUUUCUUUCUUUCUUUCUUUCUUUCUUUCUUUUCCUUUAUCCUUCGUUUUCUUUCUUUCUUUCUUUCUUCUUUUCCUUCAUACCAAAUUUUUCUUUCUUUCUCUGUGUUGCUUCCUUCUUUUCUUUCAUCCUUCAUUCUUUUCUUUGA